AUCUACGACGACAUCUACAGCUACAGCCCACACUCCAGCAUGUCCAUUCCACACUCGGCCUACGAUCCUCGCCGCGUAUUCCGUUUCAACGUCCCCCACUUUGAAAUCGGUCCCAAAGCACGCUCAGUCGGAACAUACCUCUCCGGUGGUCUCUUCGCACUCUCAUAUUUCCUCCUGUUCGACGCCGCUACCCUCUCAUCCCACGCAAAACCCCCUCCAGACGCACCUUACGAUGUUGUACCAGUACACAUGGCGUUUGUCGACUGGAUCCCUGCCAUCUGCACUACCCUUGGGUUCAUCAUAACCUCCCUCCUCGAUAAAUCUCACCUCACCUCCGCCUUCUCCUCCGACCCAUGGGCACAUGAAGGUUCCGCUGCCUGGCGUGCAAGGGUGGUCCUCUUCAUCGGGGUAGCCUUGAUGGCCGGCGGUCUCGCUGGGAGUCUUUGUGUCCUCAUUCUCAAAUAUAUUGUCCCCGAUUACACCGGGUACACCUAUUACGGCGCCGCUAACGUGGCUACCAAUGUUGGCAUCAUGGUCUCAGCCAUGAUACUCUGGAUCUCGCAAAGCGGCAGCGACGAGUACGAGUAUCAACUCACUGUCUAAUCCCUCCUUUACCCUUCCUUUUAUUUCUCAUCUACCACUUUCCCACCACCCGUUAUAUCAUUUUCUGAAUUUUCACCUUGCCGCAUUGUCAAUUGGAUCGUUCAAGUCGAUUGGGGUGGGGGUGGCGGGGUGAUGUGGGGCCGAAAAAUGAAUAAAAGGAAUAGGAUAUUACCAACGAUCGCGAUUACAUGGCGACCAAAUCUUUUUGUAUGCAUAGAUACCUGCCAAACCAGAUCCAACACCGUCAACCCUCCAUUCAUCUUUCACAAUCCGGUGUCCUCUCCUUCGCAUCUGGACUCAAAUCAAAGCUCACAAAAUGUCCACAUCCUCCCCAUUGACCACAUGACCAUAUUUCCGAGUAUUAUCUAUUUACAAUAGUCAUAUACAGCU
Messenger RNA from Cryptococcus deneoformans JEC21, 993 nucleotides. RefSeq names its product protein-vacuolar targeting-related protein, putative. Lineage: Eukaryota; Fungi; Basidiomycota; Tremellomycetes; Tremellales; Cryptococcaceae. Bases 40 to 603 code for a protein of 187 amino acids. Gene Ontology annotation, biological process: protein targeting to vacuole; late endosome to vacuole transport via multivesicular body sorting pathway. The transcript is spliced from 5 exons. Gene Ontology annotation, cellular component: Vps55/Vps68 complex; fungal-type vacuole membrane. The record is from RefSeq and is a predicted model, not a curated record.